Messenger RNA from Triticum aestivum (bread wheat), 831 nucleotides. RefSeq lists its product as uncharacterized. The coding region runs from base 88 to 657 and encodes 189 amino acids. NCBI's taxonomy places the organism in Eukaryota, Viridiplantae, Streptophyta, Magnoliopsida, Poales, Poaceae. The transcript has 2 exons. The record is from RefSeq and is a predicted model, not a curated record.
AACUACAGACAGUGCUAGUGUAGAGUAGCAUCAUCAGUUCACUGCGCACCGACAGCCAAACUAGCACCGGGGUCCGAGGCAGACGCCAUGGCCGACGACGAGGUGGUCGUCGCGUCCGCGGAGGAGUCGCUGACCACUCCGCUGCUCGAGCCAGCCGCGAGCCCCCGCGACCCGUCGGUGGAGGUGAGUCUGUACCGGCGGGGCGCCGGCCCGCCCAAGGUCUUCCGGUCGGGCCUGAGGGGCCCUCGCCGCGACCGCCUCGACGUGCGCGGCAUCCAGGCAGAGCACGAGCUCCGCGCCCUCUUCGCCUUCAAGCCGGGGGUCUCCCGCCGCGGCCUCCGGAUCCGGCCCGACCCGGCGACCGGCCACUCCGCCGUGCCCUUCCGCGACGGCGCCGCCAUCGCCCUCGACGGCGAGCCCAAGGUGCAGGUGUCGUGGACCAAGCCUGCCUCGAUGAUCGUCGUCGGUCUGCUGGUGCUGGCGUUGAUGGCGGUGGUGGCUUUCAACGGGGUGCCGGAGUCGCUACUGUCGUCGAGCGUAGUCAAAGCCCUCUUCUCGCCGUGGAUCCUCGCCAGCGCGGUUAUCGUCUUCGUCCGUCUCAGGAUGCGGCCACAAGCUCCUCCCCGUCUCAGGAUGCGGCCACAAGCUCCUCCAUGAACGGAACCGAGCUAUGGUACUGUAAUAACUCUCCUUUGUGAUAUCCAGAGAAGCCCUUCUUCUCUGGUUUCUCUUCAGGAAUUAUGUGCAAUGGAGACAAAAUUCCAGAAUAAAUGUGUGUGCAGUUUGCUUCAACGCGAAUAAUCAUCUCUGCUGACGAAAUUUUCCAUUUCA